Messenger RNA from Phyllopteryx taeniolatus (common seadragon), 3653 nucleotides. RefSeq names its product unc-45 myosin chaperone B (gene unc45b). NCBI's taxonomy places the organism in Eukaryota, Metazoa, Chordata, Actinopteri, Syngnathiformes, Syngnathidae. The record is from RefSeq and is a predicted model, not a curated record. Gene Ontology annotation, molecular function: Hsp90 protein binding. The transcript is spliced from 22 exons. Bases 319 to 3213 code for a protein of 964 amino acids.
UGAUGGGAAUUGCGAGGAGUCCUGCUCCAGCUCCACAGGCCAGUUCCGGUGUAGCGUGGCUCCACUUCCUGUCACAAACCGGAAGUAAACAAACCAAUCGUGGUCCCGGUUGCUACGUACUUCUCUCCGCACGACGACGAUGCAGUCUUCAUUUCUUCAGGCCAACGAAGGUACGAUGAAGUGCGGCGCGAAAUGCUGUCAACCUCAAAAUGUCCCGUAUCUCACCAUCGGUAGCUUGUGUCUUAGUGUGGCCCCCCCCCAAUCCGUCAUGAAUGGUCCACCUUGAGUUGUCCCGCCUCAUUGUGACGCCAAAUAUAAAUGGGGGUCUCGGUGGAGGAGGUUAGGAAUACACAGCACUGUCAAUCUCAUCUGACUGAAGUUCUGGGAACGGAAGAAAUAUUGAAUUUAAAGAGGAGCAAGAUGGGAGACCCAAUCCAGUUAAAAGAUGAGGGAAACAACCAUUUCCAAGCAGGAGAUAUUGACAAGGCUAUCGAGUGUUACACCAAAGCAAUCAAUGUGUGUCAGGACAAGAAGGUGUUGGCAGUUAUUUACAGAAACAGAUCUGCGUGCUAUCUAAAACAGGAAAACUAUUCCAGUGCAGUCGCUGAUGCAUCCAAAGCUAUUGAUGUUGAUGCAGCUGACAUCAAAGCCUUGUACAGGCGCUGCCAAGCUCUGGAGAAGCUUGGAAAACUGGAUAUGGCCUUCAAAGAUGUACAAAGAUGUGCGACCAUUGAACCAAAGAACAAAACCUUCCUGGAGACUCUCCGCAGACUCGGGGCUGAAAUCCAGACUAAGCUCAAAACAACGUUUUCCACAGACUCAAGGGUACAGAACAUGUUCGAUAUUCUCCUUGAAGAAGAAAUGGAAAAGGACAAGAAGGAAAAGGCUGCCAACAACCUGAUCGUACUAUCCAGAGAGGAUGCAGGAGCAGAGAGAAUCUUCCAGAAUAAUGGCGUCCCUCUGCUUCUCAACAUGAUCGAGACGGGAAAACCAGAGAUGAUCCUCGCGGCUAUUCGUACUCUUUCGGGAAUGUGCACAGGACACAAAGCUCGGACAAUGGCCAUUAUUCACAUGGUGGGCAUUGAUAAAUUGUGCAGUAUUAUGGCACUCGACAAUGAGGAGAUUGCACUGGCAACAUGCAAUCUCUUCCAAUGCAUCAACGACUCCCUCACAGGCGAGGAUAAACGAGAAUAUGGGAAAGAAGAGUCCUUGGUUUUAGAUGCCUCUAAAGACCUGAAGACUAUUCUCCUAUCUUUGGUGGAGAUGGUUGGCAGUAAAAAGGUGUCCGGCCAUGGCCGAGACCAAGCGCUGAACCUCCUGAGCAAGAACGUCCCUCGCAAAGGAAGGAAAGAGCCCGACAACUCAAGGGCCCUCUUCACUGUUGAUCAUGGUCUGAAGAAGAUCCUCAAGGUGUGCGGUCAGGUUCCUGAACUGCCCGACCAGUUACCCUUGACUGAGAACACACAGCUGAUUGCCAGCGUGCUCCUCAACCGGCUCUACGAUGACCUCACGUGCGACCCAGAGAGAAACAACUUCAGGGAUAUUUGCGAUGAGUACAUAAAAGCCAAAAUCGACCCUAACGACAUGGACAAGACGAUACACGCCAUCAACGUGAUCUCCGGGUUGCUGCAAGGUCCGUUUGACGUUGGGAACGCCUUGGUCGGAAGGCAAGGCAUCAUGGAGAUGAUGGUGGCGCUGUGUGGCUCUGAACGUGAGGUGGACCAGAUGGUGGCAGUGGAGGCGCUUAUCCAUGCCUCGACAAAGAUGAGCCGCGCCAGCUUCAUCAUUACCAAUGGCGUGUCACUGCUUAAGGACAUCUAUAAGAAGACCAAAAAUGAGAAGAUUAAAAUGCGCUCGCUGGUGGGUCUCUGCAAGCUGGGCUCAGCAGGAGGUGAUGACUACAGCUUAAGACAAUUUGCUGAGGGCUCCACUGAGAAGUUAGCCAAGCAGUGCAGGAAGUGGCUUUGCAAUCCCCAAAUCGAUUCCAAAACAAGGAAAUGGGCUAUCGAGGGUUUGGCUUACCUAACGAACGAUGCUGAUGUCAAAGAUGACUUUGUUGAGGAUGAGCAAGCAUUGAAAGCCAUGUUUGAACUGGCCAAGUCUAAAGAUAAGACCAUCAUAUAUGCCGUGGCCUGCACCUUGGUCAACUGCACCAACACCUAUGAUAAGAAAGAGAUCAUCCCUGAGCUGGUACAGUUGGCAAAGUUCUCAAAACAGCACGUGCCUGAGCAGCACCCCAAGGAUAAGAAGGAUUUCAUUGAGAAGAGAGUGAAGAGGCUUCUCAAGGCUGGAGUCACAUCUGCUCUUGCUGUAAUGGUCAGAGCAGACAAUUCCAUCCUGACGGACGAGACCAAGGAGAUGCUCUCAAGGGUUUUCUUGGCAUUGUCGGAGGAUCCCAAAGAUCGUGGUACUAUUGUUGCCCAAGGUGGAGGAAAGGCUUUGAUCCCUCUGGCUCUGGAAGGGACAGAGCCCGGAAAAGGGAAGGCCGCUCACGCGCUUGCCAAAAUUGCAUCCAUUUCGAACCCAGAAAUCGCCUUUCCCGGCGAAAGAGUGUAUGAGGUGGUGAGGCCUUUAGUCAACCUCCUUCACACAGACAGAGAUGGAAUGCAAAAUUUCGAAGCUCUGCGAGGCCUCACCAACUUUGCCGGUUUCAGUGAAAAACUAAGGAUAAAGAUCGUGAAAGAGAAUGCGCUACCUGAUAUCGAAAGCUAUAUGUUUGAAGAACACGAGCAGAUCAGACAAGCUGCCACUGAAUGCAUCUGCAACCUUGUGACAUGUAAAGAUGUGCAAGAGCGCUACCUGGCGGACGGUAACGAUAAGCUGAAGCUGCUGGUACUACUUUGUGGGGAAGAUGAUGACAAGCUUCAGAUUGCUGCGGCUGGAGCACUGGCUAUGCUUACUGCUGCUCAGAAGAAGCUGUGCACUAAGAUGACUCUUGUGACCGUCCAGUGGCUGGAGAUCCUCCAGAGGUUGUGUCUACACAGCAACCCAAUGAUCCAGCACCGCGGCCUUGUGACCGUGUUCAACAUGUUCAACUCGGACGACGGUGAGCUGGCUAAGAAACUCAUCGAGAGUGAGCUGCUGGAAAUCAUGUCGGUGAUUGGCAAGGCAAAGGACAACCCCGAGAGGCAGGACGUCAUCGACGCGGCACGGUCAUGUCUGGUCAAAGCUCUGGAUCUGGGUCUCAUCAAACCCUUCUCCACCCCUUCUUAAACUUCGCCCGUAAACACAACAGCAAUAGACAUUCUUCCUUUUUUCAUUUCUUAUUUGUUUUCAACAUAUUUUUCCACAUUGAAGAAAUGACUGGAUGAUUGAGCUGGCUACAAAUAGAGGGUACAAGACGUUGAAACAUUUUUCACCUGCAAAAUAAUACUAACACCUGAUUUUGAUUUGGAUUUUGAUUUUAACAUGUGGUUCUUUUGGGUCAUGGAGAAAUUCAGGAUAUAGAUUUGAACUUGUUUUGCAUUGUGAAUGUACGAGUUCCAUCAACAAAGAAUCUCUUGUUUGAGAAUAAUCUGUUUUAAUGGGUUUACAUCAUGUUCAAUCCCAUUACCUGUUUGCUUAUGUGACAAAACUACGACUACAUGUGACAAUUUUAAGGUUUGUGCAUAACAAAGAUUUAAAAAAAAAAAGAAAAAAAAGAAGAGUUUUCA